AUGGCGGAGUACAGCCCCCGCGGCCUGGCAAACAUCAUCUGGGCUCUCGCUAAGCUGCAGCACUAUCCGGAGCCAGAGCUGCGGGCCCUUCUGCUGGACACUUUUGUGGAGCGCCUGCCGACGGCAGUGCCGCAGCCGGCGGGCGCGGCCGCGGCCGCGGACGGUGGCGACGCCGACCCUGCUGACGAGGCGCCGCCGGGCUCGCCACCGGCGUCGCCCGCGUCGUCCGCCGCGGCGGAGGCGACGGCGGACGCGUUCGCCGCGCCCGGUGACGCCGUGCCGCAGCUGGGGGCGCCCGCCGACGGCGCCGCGGCUCCCGGCGAAGCGACGGUGGCAGCGCAGGCCCUGCUUGCUGCGCCGCCCGUGCCCGCCGACGGCGCGCCGGCCGCGGCCACCGCGCCGCCGGUGACGCCGCUGCUGAGCCUGACCCAGGUCCAGGCGCUGCUGACUCACCUGUGCGCCAACCUGUCGCGCGCGAUGGUGCAGACAAUCAGCAACUCGCUGUGGGCUGUUGUGGUGCUGCAGCAUGAGCACAGCUGGUGCAUGUGCGGCAGCCUGAUGCAGGUGCAGCUGCUGCUGCACACGUUUUGCCAGCAGCCGCGCGAGGCGCUGCCCGGCCACAUCCAGCCGGUCAUCCGCUGCAUGAGCCAGCUGGCGACGGCCUGCGCCGUGCACAACGGCGACGCCUGGCUGAUGUGGCAGCCGCCGGUGCUGCAGCGGCUGCUGGGGCACCUCUUCUCCCAGCGCUCCCACAUGGAGCAGCACCACGUGUCGAGCGUCCUGCGUGACGUUGCGCAGGUCGCCUGCCUGCUUAUGCUGUUGCAGCGGCGCAAGCUCGAGGCUUCCGCGAAGGCAGAGGGGCGGCCGCCGCUGGGGCCGCGCGCGGCUGAUGACAUGCUCUCAGCGCUUGCGGCGGGCGCGGGGCCGCCAGACACGGCGAGCACGAUGCUCGCGCUGGGCAUGCUGCGGCCGCAGCUCAGCGACAUGGGGCUGCUGCCCAGCGUGCAGCACCUGUGUGGCAUGCUCUCUCUUAUGGCCAGCCACAACCAGGCUGAGCUGGACGGCCGCCUGACCGCCGCGGCCGCCGCCGUCGGCGCCGUGCCUGCAGGCGCAGACGUCAACAGGGCUCUGAGCGAGGAUCCGCUUGCCGCGGGCCCCACCGCGUUCGCCCUGCUGACCGCGCCGCCGCCCCCGCCGCCCGUGGCCCCGGCGGCGGCGCCUGCGCCCGCGGCAGACGCGCAUGCGCAGGCGCAGCAGGCGGGGGAGGGGCUGGGCGUGUUCUCUCAAGCCGCUGACCAGGCGGCCCGCGCUCUCGCUGGCGGCGUGGGGCCGGGCAUCGGGCCGGGCGCCGCGGCGGGCGCCGGGGCGCUUCCGUCGGCCCCGACCGCCGCGGCCGGCAGCAUCGGCAGCAGCAGCGGCAGCAGCGGCAGCCUGCCGGCGAACGUCGAGGCUGCGGCGGCGGCGCUGCGGCAGCAGCUCGCGCUCCAGUCGCAGCAGCAAGGCGCCGACAGCGGCACGGCGGCCGGCGGCCUGGGCGGCAGUCUACUGGUUGGGGGCGCCCUCUCGGCGCUCGGGCACCGCGCGGCGGCCUCCCCCGCGGCCGCCGCGCCGGCGCUGGCGCCCGCGAUCCCGGCCCCCCUCACCCCGCAGCUGCAGCUGCUGCCGCACGCGGGCCUCCGCGCGGCGGGCCAGCCGGGCGCGCCGCCGCAGCCGCACCUGGCUGCGGCGAUGAUGGCGGGCGGCGGCAUCCCUGGGCGCUACGGCGGCGGCGGCGCCGGCGGCUCGUUCGGCCCGCCGCCCGGGAGCAGCACGGACGUCGGCAUGUCCGCCGACUGGGUGCACCAGGAGGCAGCUGCCAAGCAGCUGACGCACCACAUCGUCAGCGCGGAGAGCGUGUGGGCGCUCGUCGAUAUCUACAAUGCAAACAAGACUCUCAUGGAUUCGAUCCACCUGACGGCCUGCAUCACGAGGCUCUCCAAGGUCCUCGGCUCGCGCCCCGCCGCCAACAGCCCCGCCCAGGCGAUGGCUGAGCAGCUCCUCCCCCAGAUCGGCCAGCAGCUGACGCCGAUGCUGCCGUCGUGCAACGCGCGGGGGCUCGCGAACGUGCUGUGGGGCUACGGGCGGCUGCGCAUGCGGCCGGAGGACACGUCGCUGGUCGUGCUGCUGCAGCAAUUCAUAAAGCACCUUGCGGAAGCGACGAGCCGCGACUGCGCAGUUGUGCUGUGGUCGCUCGCGCGGCUGUCGGAGAGCCAGGCGGGCGCGGGCGUCGCGCCGGAGCUGCUGCAGCGGACUCUGUGA
This is a messenger RNA of Monoraphidium neglectum, 2298 nucleotides long. RefSeq lists its product as hypothetical. The record is from RefSeq and is a predicted model, not a curated record. The transcript has 4 exons. The coding region runs from base 1 to 2298 and encodes 765 amino acids. NCBI's taxonomy places the organism in Eukaryota, Viridiplantae, Chlorophyta, Chlorophyceae, Sphaeropleales, Selenastraceae.